AUGAAUAUUACGAACUUUGAAGCGUUUGCCUGUGUUGCUAGCAGAGGUACAGCCCAAAGCAUGGUUCGCACCGUCGUAGUUACGUGCGGGGCCACGGUGCCAUUUCCAGAUCUUGUACGGUCCGUCUUGGAUGCGGGUUUCAUCCAAAAACUUGAGCUGUGCAACUUCGAUCGGAUGGUCGUUCAGUACGGCAAAGGUUUCGGCACCGAGUUCCAGCGGCUUGUGGAGCAGUCUGGAAUGCUGGAUAACGUCCGUGACAAGAGUAGCAACCCACUGGAAUCGCUGGGAAUUGAACUUGGGAUCCACGUCAAAUUGGGCCAUCUGGAGGUCUGCGGAUUCGAGUUCACGACCGCGAUUCAGAAUCUGCUCCGCACGGAAGCCGAUCUGGUGAUCUCGCACGCCGGAACGGGCUCCAUCUUGGACGCACUCCGCCUGCAAAAACCGCUCAUUGUCGUUGCCAACACAGGCCUCAUGGACAACCACCAAUUGCAAAUCGCGCUCAAGUUUGAGUCACGUGGCCACCUUAUUUCCGCGCACGAUUCAAGCGCCCCGGCGCUGGCGCAAGCUUUGGAAAGGACGCAAGCCGUCACUCUAGAACCACUGCCGAGCGGGGUCAAUGCCCAGUUUGCGAACCUGCUGGCGACGGUGGCGAAGUCAUGA
Molecule: messenger RNA, 660 nt
Organism: Lachancea nothofagi CBS 11611
Lineage: Eukaryota; Fungi; Ascomycota; Saccharomycetes; Saccharomycetales; Saccharomycetaceae
Source: the annotation of a GenBank genome assembly